GAAGCUAUAAAAGGAAAAUGCUGACAGCGUACAUAUUUCAAUAUAAAAUGCCUUGGGUGAUGGAGAGCGAUCAAAAACGGCUGUUUUUAUGGGUGUAACAGUCGUCAGAAAGUUUUACCGUAAGCAACCAUGAACUUAAUCAACAUGGACGCAGAGAACCGUGUUGUUUUAAACGUGGGUGGAAUCAGACACGAAACUUACAAAGCAACACUCAAAAAAAUCCCGGCCACAAGACUUUCCAGGCUUACAGAAGCUUUAGCCAAUUACGACCCCAUUCUAAACGAAUACUUCUUCGACAGACAUCCAGGAGUUUUUGCUCAAGUCUUGAAUUAUUACAGGACUGGAAAAUUACAUUAUCCCUCAGACGUGUGUGGUCCAUUAUUUGAGGAAGAAUUAGAAUUUUGGGGGUUAGACGCGAAUCAAGUUGAACCAUGUUGUUGGAUGACCUACACUCAACACAGAGAUACUCAAGAAACACUUGCAGUACUCGAUCGUUUAGAUUUGGAUACGGAUAAACCAAGCGAUGAGGAGGUAGCCCGAAAAUUCGGAUUCGAAGAGGACUACCGAAAUGGAACUCUAUCUUGGUGGCAACACACCAAACCGAAAAUUUGGUCGUUAUUCGACGAACCGUACUCCUCAACAGUCGCGAAG
Molecule: messenger RNA, 651 nt
Organism: Onthophagus taurus
Lineage: Eukaryota; Metazoa; Arthropoda; Insecta; Coleoptera; Scarabaeidae
Source: RefSeq, a predicted model, not a curated record